AUGACAAUCCCUGGUGAUGACACUGAUGCUGGUGAAAUUGGUCGUCAAUACCUGGUACUUGAGAGCAAAAUUGCAUCUGUAUACAAGGGUGCAUACCGUACUCAGGAAGUAGCCAUCAAAGUCCUGAAGUCUGAGUGUGGAAGUUCAGACAUGCAGAGACAGUUUUCACAAGAAGUGUAUAUUAUGAGGAAAGUUCGACACAAGAUUGUUGUACAAUUCAUGGGUGAUUGUACCAAACCUCCAAGUUUGUGUAUUGUAACAGAAUAUAUGUCUGGUGGAAAUGUAUAUGACUAUCUACUCAAGCAAAAGUGUACUUUUAGGCUUCCAUCUUUACUAAAAGUAGCGAUCUUAUCCAAGGGAAUGACCUACUUGCACCAGAAUAAUAUAAUCCACAGGUACUUGAAGGCUGCGAACUGA
Molecule: messenger RNA, 417 nt
Organism: Ilex paraguariensis (yerba mate)
Lineage: Eukaryota; Viridiplantae; Streptophyta; Magnoliopsida; Aquifoliales; Aquifoliaceae
Source: the annotation of a GenBank genome assembly